Molecule: messenger RNA, 669 nt
Organism: Amoebophrya sp. A120
Lineage: Eukaryota; Dinophyceae; Syndiniales; Amoebophryaceae
Source: the annotation of a GenBank genome assembly
AGACGCGCGAAGCCAAUCGGCAUGCUAUGGGCCCGGUUUUUCUUCGCUUCUUGGGCGACGCCCGGAUCGGCCCCAGAGCGUCGGGGCUGGCUUUCGGAGGGGGGUUUCGGAAAUUUGCUAAAAUUCGUCACGUCUUCCAGGCGCCCGCCAUAUCUCGCGGCCGGCCUAACGGUACCCCCGGCAGCAUGGCGGCCCCAGAAAAAGCAAAGCCGUGGCCAGGGCGAUGGUCGUCAAGAAAACGCCGACGACCUCACUACCCCCGCCCCGGCGGCUAUGUUUGGCACUCUGGUGAGCCACUUCGAGACUGGUGAUCGUCGGAGUGGCAACCCAUCGAAUUCUCGCUCCAUAUCCCCCGCUGCGCAACCACCACCGGAAAUGGAUUGAUAACGCACUGAAUCAGCAGCCCGGCAAAAGUCUGGCCUUCCAGCUCCGUCGCCGAAAGAGGCAUCGUCGCCGCGUGAUGCGGUUUCGUUAGCAAGCGGGAGAGCGUUUUGCGUUAUCACGACACCAAGAACGUCACUCCGAGUCCGGAACGCGAGCGAGGAAGUGGAGUGAUAUACGAGAACUCAAUGAAAGAAGCAAGUGCUAUAAUUCCGGGGAGAAAUCCCACUUCCGGCGUUACGACGUUUUCCCGGAGUGAUUCCAGAACGUGCUAGAUUUUUAUAUAUG